AUGGCUGUAGAGGAAACCACUAAUGAAAUGAUAGAAGAAAGUUCGAUCUCCAUUUCUUCAGACGUAGUCAAUGAGAGCCUUGGCCAUCCAGGGGCGGAUCCUAGAGAUUCGGAAAGCGAGAUGGACUGCCUCAAAACCCUUUCCAGGCCCUGCCUUCCAAACAAGCUUUGGAUAAAGAGAGAUGUUGAUUAUGACCUGGAUCUAUCAUACUGCGAUAGGAUUCUCGAUAGAUUUGCUUUCAAUAUAAGCAGGCUGAGGGAGGGAGGAACAUAUGAAAGGGACAUUAACGAGGAUGCAUUCUAUUACAAAUACAAGCCCACUUCUCCCUGCGAUAUCGAGACAAUCAGAGACUCCAAGGAAAUUAAAGAAAAAAUAAGUUGCCGAAGACUGAGAGAAAUGUCUCUUGAGAUGAUCGACUAUUGUAUGAAGCUCAACAGAGAUGGAGAACACUUCAUCGAUCUCGAAGCAGCCACUCCAGAGCUUUCCGAGGAGGUUCGGGACCUUAUAAGAAGUAGUGCUCUGAAAAAGAAAAGAAUCCUUAACCUCCUACAUAAAGUCAGGAACCACAUAGGGGAAAUAAUACUUAUGGGCGAAAAGUGCCACAACCAUAUCGAGAAAUCAAAUGCCAUUGUCUUCAAGGGGAUCUCAUCUCUUGAAGACAGGAUCAUAGGAAACACCCGGACAGAUCCGUGA
Messenger RNA from Encephalitozoon intestinalis ATCC 50506, 693 nucleotides. RefSeq lists its product as uncharacterized. NCBI's taxonomy places the organism in Eukaryota, Fungi, Microsporidia, Unikaryonidae. The transcript has a single exon. The coding region runs from base 1 to 693 and encodes 230 amino acids. The record is from RefSeq and is a predicted model, not a curated record.